GCACUCGUUCUCGUCUGUUGGGCAGAGAAAAGAAGACGGGGCGUUAUUAUCCGAUAUUAUCCGAAGAUCGGAGAUAGAAUGAACGACGACGAAGGACGCGAGCCGCAGCGCGUUGCGUCACUGCGCGCCGAGAUCGCCUCUGGAAAAGCAAUGAAGCGCAUCACGCUUUCGGCUCGUCGCCUCAGCGCCGCCGACAGGAAGAGCGAUCCACGAACCUGGAACCUGGCAGUUGCAUCCGCCGAAGCCGUCGUUGCAGUGGCAGACCGAGUCGAGGCAAACUCCGUUCUGGCACACGGUGCCGUCCUCCUUCGUGCAGUCAUCUGCGAACGGGCGAAACAAUAGAAACAAUUAGUACAUACAUGUGAUUGCGGCUCAUCGAGACUCGCGCGCAUGCACAUUUUUCGGAAACGCGAGACGCGUAGCUCUAGGUGCGAAAUAUGAACGGAUUUCUCGACCGCGAAUAUAACCGUACGCGUAUGCGCGAACGAUAAACUGGAUUUAUGGCUAUUGUGUAACAGUACACUCGAGAACUUUACGACGGCUAUUUGCAUAAAUAUUUAAAAACGGCUCGCAGCCCUGCUCUUUCAGUGUUCUUCCGCGUUGAGACUUUUCUCAAUCUUCUUUUUCGUUUAUAAUGUCGCUGAAAUGAAACGCCUCUAUUACGAUGUAUAAUUUUCAAUUUGUGAAAUUUGGUCUGCUUCAAAGAUUACAUUAAAUUACAUUUGCCUGGAAUCGAUUUUCGAACAUUAUUAUUUUCGGAUGCGCAUCGGGAUUAUGCACACAAUUGUAGCUAGAUUGACAGCAGCUAUUCCGACAAUUACAUAAGAACGUAAACAGAACCAUUAGCUACUUGUGUAUAAGCUGCUGCGAACGAGGCCGCGCGUGCGGCUAGAGAUGGGAGAUCAUCUUCCGCGAGCCGAAGACGUUUAACCUAUAACCCCCUCAACGCGUUCGAAUAGCAACGCUAGCUAGACAGUCUCCACUUUUGGAUCUGAAGGACGCGGGUUCGAUUCCUGGCCAUGGGAAGGAGUUUUUUCAUUAAAUAUACUUCAAUUUGUUACCUUAUUGUAAGACGACUGAUAAAUAUACGCGAAUGUUUACGAAGUAUCUACCACAAAACGAUAAAAACUAAGCAGUACGACUCGAAUCGUCAAACGUGAAUGACUGGACUAUAUCGUCAUUCCCUACAUUGUGCAGUUUUGUGGUUGUUUAGUAAUCGCAAUCAAUAUUAAGAUGUCAUUGAACAUUCCCGACAAAGUUAAUAUAGAAGAUUUUGUCAUUGAAAACAACAUCAUAAGGGGUGUUAAUCAGGAUUUCGGUGAAUGUUGUGGUAUUGGCGAACAUCUUCUAAGCACUUUGAGUAGCAAGCCAGACCAUGUCGCUCAGAUUGAAGCUGAAACAGGAAAGCAAACAACUUUUGCGGAAAUGAAAGAUCGCAGUGUUCGCUGUGGUAUAUGGUUAAAAAAGCAAGGAAUAGGCGCCAACGACAUUGUUGUAAUUUGCUCGAAAAAUAACUUAGACUUGUAUGCUCCAAUGUUUGGAACUUUCUACGCUGGUGGCACCUUUUCCGGAUGGAGUCCGUUUAUUGCAUCCCCGAAACCGGUGCAACGUCUAAUGAAACUGUUCAAACCAAAGAUCGUAUUUGCGGGAGAAGAUGUGGUCGAUAUACUGCAUAAAGCAGCUAAACUUGAAAAUGUUAAAACUAAAUUCGUUGUAUUUGGCAGACAUUCAAAUUUUAAAACUUUUCACGACAUUAUAAAGAUACCAUCUGAGGAAGAUGUGCAUGAUUUUCGUCCUGAAAAAGUAAAUCUCAAAGACAAUGCUGUGAUAAUCUUAACAUCUGGCAGUACUGGUUUCUCAAAAGGUGUCCAGCACAACUACGAAAAUUUAUUUAAAAUUAUAGUUGGGUUAACUCCGUAUCCAAUGGCUGGUGUAGCUCUGUGGUACUCAACUUGCGACUGGGUAACUGGUGUUACCUUUGCAUUGCAAUCUGCAUUACUGAUUGGUACCAGAAUUAUGCACACGCAAUUCGAUGUAGAGGAGACUUGUAAGGUCAUUGAAAAGUAUAAGGUCAAUCUAAUGCUAGCGUCUUCCAUCAUAAUGGCUAGCAUGCUAAAGUUAAACGUUUUUAAAAGGUACAAUCUUCAAUCCUUAACAUUUGUGUGCACGGGUGGUUCUAAAACAAACGCUCUGGCAUUAAAAGGAUUUCAUGAUGCUCUGCCAAAUGGCUUAAUUGUUCAAAUGUACGGAAUGACGGAAAUAGGGCGAUGUAUUGCAUCCCAAACUGAGAAUAGCAAAAGCAUAGGUUCAGCAGGAUUCGUUAUAUCAUGCAAUCAAUUAAAGAUUGUCGACAUAGAUAAUGGUGAAUCACUUGGGCCUAAUAAACCUGGCGAAAUUUGUAUCAGGUCGCCAACAAUGAUGACUGGGUAUUUCAACAAUCCUGAGGAAACUAAAAAAGUUUUGGACAAUGACGGCUGGCUGAGUACUGGAGAUAAGGGAUUUUAUGACGAAAAUGGAGAAGUACACGUGAUUGAGAGAUUAAAAGAGAUGAUGAAGUAUCGAAACCAUCAAAUUUCGCCAUCUGAAGUUGAACAAGUUCUACUAUCUCAUCCUGCAGUAAUGGAAGUUUCAGUGAUUCCCAUCCCUCACUAUUUAGAUGGAGAUUGGCCAAUUGCUUUUGUUAAAAAAGUUCCCGAAUUUCAAGUAACUGAAGAUGAACUUGUUCAGUUAUCAAUUUCAGUUUUUGGAGAAUUGAAAAAACUUCAUGGAGGAGUAAAAUUUGUAGAGCAGUUGCCCAAGAUGCCAAGUGGAAAAAUCAACAGAUCUUUGCUAAAGGAAAUGGCAAAAGCAAUGUCUGUCAAUUCAUAGAUAUCGCAAUAUUAAUUUUUAGAUUGUAAUCACCCUGGAAGAAAAUAAACCAACCAUAAUGGCCUAUUCACCAACGGUUGGCCAAAGGCGUUUGGCCUAACCAAAUUUAACUAUUAGAAACCUGCUCUGUGUGUAUUACACCUUUUCACAUAACCCCAAAAUUUCAUAAAAGUUUAUACUCAUUUAAAAUCUAAUUCUACGAUGGCAAAACCAUAUUAUUGUUUGAUAAUAAUAAUAAUUUAUUAAAUUAUUUGAGCAGGCAUUGAUGAUUUAUUAUCUUUUUGUAUGAGUUUUAAAAUUGGACAACCGUUGCCCGAUGUAUAGUGUAAAUAAAAAACAUGUCGAAAUAAACGCGUCUUUUGGCCAAUGGCUGCUGGAACUGUUGGCCAGACUUCAUAAAAUUGGCCUGCCGUUGGCGAAUGGCUGGAAAAGGUUUCUACCAGGGUGAAUAUUAUAUCAUUAACUGUUAAGAUUACAAAGAAACUAGAAAUUUACUAGAAACAAAUCCACGUUACAUUUCUUGUUUUUUAAGCAAAUAAAUAUUUUUCCUAAC
Messenger RNA from Nasonia vitripennis (jewel wasp), 3421 nucleotides. RefSeq names its product 4-coumarate--CoA ligase 1. Gene Ontology annotation, molecular function: long-chain fatty acid-CoA ligase activity. NCBI's taxonomy places the organism in Eukaryota, Metazoa, Arthropoda, Insecta, Hymenoptera, Pteromalidae. The transcript has 9 exons. The record is from RefSeq and is a predicted model, not a curated record. Gene Ontology annotation, biological process: fatty-acyl-CoA biosynthetic process; long-chain fatty acid metabolic process. Bases 1234 to 2868 code for a protein of 544 amino acids.